Molecule: messenger RNA, 1140 nt
Organism: Fusarium sp. VM40
Lineage: Eukaryota; Fungi; Ascomycota; Sordariomycetes; Hypocreales; Nectriaceae
Source: the annotation of a GenBank genome assembly
AUGUAUUCUCCCUCCCCCCCGAGAACUGGUACUGGCAGCGGCACACAUUACGACUCUCCACGCACUUAUGACUCUGGACAUACGCUGAGCAGCUCUGUUGCGACUAAAGCUGCCCGUCUGCGUCCCCCUCGAUCCCUUCCACCCUGGAUCGAUUCUUUCGACGACAAACAAGGCUCAGUAAGUGAGGACCAACUACGACUCCUACGGCCUCCCACGCGCGCCGUUCCACCGCAACAUAACUCGUCGCCCAGCGACCCUCAAAGACGAAUUUCAAAAGAUGGUUUCGUCGAUCCACACGACCCCCUCGUCGGCCUAAGCCAGGAAACGAGGGGCAAGAUUCCUCAUUUUAUGCGUUACGGGCGCGCUUCGAUGCGUGGUAGGAAAUGGGACCAUCUGAGAUCCGCAGAGCCUGUCAUUGUGCCGGGACAUAAACCAGCCUUGACCUCGCAACCUAGUAUCGCCUGGCAAGACUUUGUGCAUUCAUCCGCUUGGGGCCGCAUGACCAACGAGGACUCCAAGGUUGAGGACAUCGAAGCCCUGCACGAUCUGCAACCAAACUUUAACACGCCAGCACGUCACCCCUACAACGCCCAAGAUGCUAAGAUAUCACGGAAGAAGAGGUCGCUUGCUCCAUACAAACGUAUAUGGUAUAUGGCUAUUCGACAUUCUCUUGCACCUUUAAUGUUCAGAUUAAGCGUCAUGGUUACCUCUAUUAUUGCCCUUGCUAUUGCGGCGAGGAUCCACCAACUUGAAGACGUCGAUAGUACCGAUUCUGCCGAGGAGACCCAGUCGGUGGUCGCCGUUGCUGUAGACUGUGUGGCCAUACCGUAUAUUGGCUACAUGAUCUGGGACGAAUACACAGGCAAGCCUCUGGGUCUACGAUCGGUGGCCUCCAAAAUAUCCUUGGUUUUGCUGGAUCUGUUUUUCAUUAUUUUCAAGUCUGCGAGCACAGCACUCGCAUUCGAGAGCCUUGUCUAUCACAACCUGUCCGAUCCCGCCGUGCGGAAUUUGUCCAAAGCUCUGGCAGCAUUUAUGCUGACAGGGUUAAUUGCCUGGUCUAUGAACUUUGCAGUCAAUAUCUUCCGUACGGUGGAGCGUCUCGGAGGAGGUGAAGAUGACGGCAUACAUGGACACAGUUAA